Messenger RNA from Acanthoscelides obtectus, 2386 nucleotides. NCBI's taxonomy places the organism in Eukaryota, Metazoa, Arthropoda, Insecta, Coleoptera, Chrysomelidae. The record is from the annotation of a GenBank genome assembly.
CGGCACGCGUGAACUGUCAACUGUGUUGUCCUGUCAACGUCACUGUCAUUGAGCUACUGUCAAGGUGUCAAGCCACCAAGUGUAAUGAAGAUUUUGGAAUCUUUGUUUUUUGAUAAACCAUUAAAUAAGUCAUACCAAAAGUAUUCAAUAUUAUUUUGCAGUACAUCCAGCGUGAAUCCUACAGUAUUUUAGACGUGUGAUACUUAUUGAACUAUUUUAACUCCGCCCUUAUUGAAGGACAUUUCUAUUUCGAAAGUUGUGCUGUCAUUUUGUUUGUUGAAUAGUUUUACAAAAAAGUAUGUCAAAAUUAAAAUCCGGAUAAAAAUUAGUGUACGGUUGAUUGGGCAUUUCUAUUUCAGUGAAAUCGUGAGAAUGUUUUAUGCGGAACUCUGCUUACAUUACAAGUUCUCCACUCAACAAUACUGCAGAUAAGGAGUCUUAUCAGACUCGCUUUGCCAGCAAAACAUUCUAGAGCGUUAAACAAUAUGUUAAUAAGUCGGAGGUCCAAUUCAUGACGAAGAAUUAAAUUUUAGUAAAACAUGUUAUUCUCUGAAAGUGUACUUUUCAUUUGUAUCUUUGUUAGUACUCUGCUUGUAUCAUUCCAAAUCUGUCUGUGUGAAGAUGUGAAGCAUAUGACUAAGGAGGAGCGAGUGCUCCUCAGAGAGGAGGCGAGAGAUAUGUUUUAUCACGCGUACAAUGCAUAUAUGGAGAAUGCCUAUCCUGCAGAUGAACUAAUGCCUCUUAGCUGUGCUGGAAGAUACAGAGGAGUAUCACCAAACCGAGGUGAUAUUGAUGACUCAAUGGGAAACUUUUCGCUAACAUUGAUUGACACACUGGACACAUUGGUGGUACUUGGUGAUCUGGCAGAGUUCGCACAUGCAGUAAAACUUGUGAUUAAGGAUGUCUGUUUUGACAAUGACAUUGUGGUUUCAGUUUUUGAGACAAACAUCAGGGUUUUGGGUGGUCUAUUGUCGGCACAUAUUCUGACUGAUUAUCUUCAACAAAGAGAUGGAAUUAUGCCUUGGUACAAAGGUGAACUGCUCAGUAUGGCAAAAGAUGUGGGAUACCGUUUAUUGCCUGCUUUCAACACUACAACCGGCAUACCAUAUGCAAGAGUGAAUUUGAAGCAUGGCAUAAAAUCGGAUCGUUUGGAGUAUGCGCGCGAGACUUGUACAGCAUGUGCCGGAUCAAUGAUUUUAGAGAUGGCAGCUCUGUCUCGACUGACAGGAGAACGGGAGUUUGAGGAACGCGCUCACAAGGCGAUGGAUGCCUUAUGGAAAAUGAGACACCGCGGUUCUGAUCUCAUGGGAACAGUACUAAACGUGCAUUCAGGCGAUUGGGUACGAAGGGAUUCGGGCGUAGGGGCAGGAAUAGACUCCUAUUAUGAAUACUGCUUGAAGGCGUACAUUCUGUUAGGUGACAAUAAGUACCUGAACAGAUUCAACCGUCACUACAACGCGGUCAUGAAGUAUAUCUCUCAGGGACCUUUGCUGUUGGAUGUUCACAUGCAUCGGUAAGAUAAGAUUGGCGUCAAAUUUGGAUAUAUUUCUUGCAGUAGUAAUUGAAAGAGGCAACUUUGAAGUUGUAAGGAUACACUGAAAUUUAAAGAACACAGACCUCAUACGAACUCCCGUAAUUACAUGGAUGCCUUGCUGGCUUUUUGGCCAGGUCUGCAAGUUCUCAAAGGUGACCUGAAACCAGCUGUCGAAACGCACGAAAUGCUUUACCAAGUCAUGCAACGCCACAAGUUCAUCCCGGAGGCGUUCACCACCGAUUUUCAAGUACAUUGGGGCAACCACCCGCUAAGGCCCGAGUUCUUGGAGUCCACCUAUUUCUUAUACACGGCUACGGGAGAUCCUUACUAUCUAGAGGUCGGGAAAAAUGUGUUGAAAAGCUUACAGAAAUACGCCAGAGUGCCUUGUGGUUACGCCGCUGUGAACGACCUUAACAACUGGAAAACAGAAGACAGGAUUGACUCGUUUGUACUAGCAAGGAGACGGUUGAAAUAUCUGUUUCUCUUAUUCUCUGACAAAGAUGAAAUAGUUUUGAAUUAUGGACGAGUUCAUUUUUACUACCGAAGGACACUUACUUCCCUUGAGCCUCUCUGGUCAUACAGCAAAUGUUCCCAAAAUCACGAAACGGAAGUUCACGACGAGAUGUCCAUGAGCUGUCCUACACUCUCAAGCCUGUUGCUCCAUCAGAGUCUUUCAGGAAACCAUUGCAGAAUAUGGUGGACGGCAUGUGUCCAGAAGACAUCCGAGACGAAGGUUGACAGCUGCGGAUUUUCGGCUGCAAUAUUAAGUCACUGAAGGCUGAUCAAAGAAUGGGGAUCAACAUUGUUGCGAUGAGCGAUGACGCGUGCAAUUAUUACAUACAUUUUCUUCGG